Schizosaccharomyces cryophilus OY26 is the source of this 2704-nucleotide messenger RNA. Its product is annotated as vacuolar import and degradation protein Vid28. Bases 198 to 2513 code for a protein of 771 amino acids. The transcript has 2 exons. Gene Ontology annotation, cellular component: GID complex. Lineage: Eukaryota; Fungi; Ascomycota; Schizosaccharomycetes; Schizosaccharomycetales; Schizosaccharomycetaceae. The record is from RefSeq and is a predicted model, not a curated record. Gene Ontology annotation, biological process: proteasome-mediated ubiquitin-dependent protein catabolic process. Gene Ontology annotation, molecular function: protein binding.
CUAGUUUUCAUCAGUCCUUUCAUUAGUGUUGCUCAAAUCCAAAACCCCAACUUCUCAACGACGCUAAAGAUACUUUCUUCUCUGAGUUUGUAAUUAAUUAGACCAAAAAUAGUUACGAUCGAUCUUAAUUUGCAAUUGUCGGCUGGCUUUAAAAGCUAUAAACAUUACGGUACUCUACAUCAAAGGGAAUUACCAACAUGGAAGAGAACAUCGAAUCCUUUAAUGAAGAUAAACUUUCUUUGAUCUUCUCAAACCAGUCUGAACUACUGAAAAAUAUUAUUCCAUUCAAAAACUGGGUUAUAGGAAGGAAUGACAGGAAGGAGUUAGCAAUUAAAGCUGAGGCCCCAAAGCUUUUGUUAAAUUUAUUUUCUUCUAAAGAGGCUUCUUUACAAGAAAAAUAUGAGGUGUUUAUUGUACUAAAUUCGCUCAUGGCGAACGAUAAAAAAGCUUUUGUCCAUUUUUUGCGCCCUGAGGACCUUCUUUCUGUUAUUGAGUUACUUUCAGUAAAAGAUAAUGUUCCAAAAAACAUGCUUAUUAUAACCUUGAAGGUAUUUACGAUCAUGCUUAACUUUGAUCAAGCUGCCGAGUUCGUGACUCAAAUGCAUUUCUCAAGUCUCUUUAAUCGCCUGUUCGACUUAUACCGUUUGCCAUCACAGAAGAAAUAUCCUAUGUUUGAUGACAUCCGAAUCUCUUCUUUAGCUGCUUCAGUUCUGGACUAUUUGGUUUCAUCGAAAAACCCACAGGUGGAUUCGGUACCUUCCUUCUGUAAUACCGUAUUCUCUACUAUCGCUCAUACAUCAAAACUGAAAGAAUCAGUCAGGUACCGAUUUUUUAAAAGUUGUGAUACUUUGAUUGUUAAUUCACUCGCUAUAUUAAAUUCAUACUUCAAAGCGUUCUCCUGGCGUACGAACCUACCUCAAGUUAAUGAGUUUGGAGAGGAAGAUGAUUUUGAAAAACUGGAAAACUUGAAAAAAGUAAGGCUUGUAUUGUUUGGAGACAACAUGAGCGAACAAGUUUGUCAGCUGUUUAGCUUAGCUCGGGAAUAUCAUUCUCCAAUUCGAUUGUUGGCCCUCUCUUGUAUAGUGACUCUCUAUAAAAGCGGCAUUCUCGGAAAGAGUUCGGAAGAAGAAGUUAAGCUUAUAGUUAUCCCCAUUCUAAUUCGACUUUUCUCUCAAUCCCAAGAAACUCAACAGAUAGCACCUCGUCUGUUGGCAAUGUUGGUAAAUGAAAACGAAGCAAUGCAGAAGGUUGCAGCUAAUGCGAAUGUUAUAACAUUUUCUAAGGAACUACUGAAUAAAGUCGUGAAAUAUAGUAAUGAGGAAUUUCCCGUAACGGAGGUCAGUUGUUUAACUGAUGCUUUAAGGCUUCCAACUAAUAGAAAAGAACAAAAUGAUCUUAUAAUGGAGUCUCUUCUUUUAUUCAUUGCUGCCCUGACAACUUCCAAAGACGAAUAUAGGAAGAUGGUUGUGGAUGCCAACUAUUUGCCUAUUAUAGUUGAUGCCUUGUCUAACGAAUCAAAAAAUAUAAGAAAAGCUGCUUGCGAAUGCAUACUAAGCCUAACAAGGAGCGUAUAUAUUCUAAGGACGGGAUUGGCAGAGGCGGAUCUUAAUGAGCCAUUGAUGAAACUUUUGAUUGAUUCGGACGUGAGAGUACAAUCAUCAGCGAUGGCCGUAGUCUGUAAUUUACUAUUAAAAUUCUCUCCACUUCGUCAUAAAUUCUUAACGCCUGAAUUUAUUGACGUUCUGGUAGCAAAUACUACUGCCAAAGACAAGUCCUUGCGAAAGAAAGCUGUUUGGGCAUUGAGAAAUAGCGUUUAUGAGAAUGAUGAGAAACUGAAAAAGGGUAUUAUUCAAAAACUUGGACGCGAUAGAGUUCUGAAACUUUGUGAUGAUGAAGAUCUCGGUGUUCAGGAACAAAUUCUCCAAGUCUUUCGAAAUUUUGCGUGUCCCAAGGGUGAAGGUGUUUAUGAUUUUCUUGAAGUUGUAUCGUUACCAGUUUUAUUGAAUAUCCUUUAUCAGAAACUCUUGACACAGAACCCGACUUUGAUGGAACCUGGAAUUUUCACUUUGGUGCAUGUUGCUUCUAGUGACGAUGAAUUUCGAGAUAUUAUUUUAGAAGAUAAAAACAUGCUUUUGCUCGUAAAAGAUAUUAUGCUCAAGGAAGCUGAACGUUAUCGAAUUGAACAUGUGUCAGAUAAUUCCAGCUCGGCAGGUGAUAGCGAAAUGGAACUUCAGGAUGAUGAGUUUGAUUUGGAGAUGCGUCCUGCGUUUGAUGUAUUAGAAGAAGACACGUUAGAAUUAAAUUCGGGAAUCCUUUUAGCAGGAAUAUGGCUUUGCAUAAGUUUAUUAUGGUCAAACCAAGGAUCAACUCCUACUGAAGAGGAUAUCCAGGGAGCCAAAAUUUUACGCGAACUAGGAUUUGAAGAUUGCUUGUUUUUGCUACAGAACCAUCCAUCUCCUGAUGUCAGGGAAAGAGUAAAGGACGCUUUGGCUCGCAUCCAUGUUUUCAGUUAGUCUUAGAAAAGGAUGCUUGAAUUACAACUCUUAGGAACUCGCAUGCUCCACCAAAUCAAACACUGAUAACGAUACAGUUCUACGAUUUUCCUUUUUUUUUUAAACUUUCUAAUGAUAUAAUGAUUUAAUGAAGUUUAGAUGUAAAUAAAUGAAUGUUGUCUGCUUUUCAGAUGAAAGCUCAGCAAACCGCG